Molecule: messenger RNA, 2682 nt
Organism: Linum tenue
Lineage: Eukaryota; Viridiplantae; Streptophyta; Magnoliopsida; Malpighiales; Linaceae
Source: the annotation of a GenBank genome assembly
CCCCACAAUCUCCGCCGUUGAUUUCCCGCCGUCUUACAUCCCCCUAUGUUCUUCCAAUUUAGGGUUUCCUCCGCCGUUCCCUCUCCACCGCCCGACCACCACCAUCUCUUCCCUCCAUGUCAUCAACGAUCAACCACCUCCACCAUCACCACCGAAUCGACGGCCAGAUUUCUCCCCUCACUUCUUCCUGCCCUCAUCUAGCCGACUUCCGUUCCCGCAACGGCGCCAAGCCCUUUCGCGCCCUCCAGGACUGCCUCCGCGUCAAACCUCCCGGCGGCAGGGCCGGGAUCCGCCGCGAACCCUCCGAGGUCCCCCGCUGCGCAGCGUGCGGCGAUUCCUCCCCGUCGAGGCUCUACGCCUGCGUCGCGUGCGCAGCCGUGUUCUGCCACGCUCCCUCCGGCGGGCCCUCCCAUGCCUCCGCUCACGCCGCCUCGAUGCCCCUCGGCGGCCACGAGAUCGCGGUCGAUGUCGAUCGAGCCGAGCUUUUCUGCUGCGCCUGCCGCGAUCAGAUCUACGAUCGCGAUUUCGAUGCCGCCGUGGUCUUGUGUCAGUCCGCCGCGCUCAAGUCCGCGAUCGCCGUCCAGUCGUCGGGGAACCCGGAGAACAUGCGGAAGCGGCGGCGGGUAGAUUACCGUCCCUGGUCGCCCGAUGUUCGCGAGCGUUUGCUGAUGGAUAAUGGAUCGAGCGUGUUGGAUUGCGAGAUCGAUCGGCCUCGAGGGCUUAGAGGGCUGAACAAUCUGGGGAACACUUGUUUUAUGAACUCGGUGUUGCAGGCCUUGCUGCAUACUCCGCCGUUGAGGGACUAUUUCUUGAGUGAUCGGCACAAUCGGUAUUACUGCCAGCUGAAGAACGCGGCAACUACGGGCCGGAUCGGCAGCGGUGUCGGUGGUGGCGGGAAGAGGAAUGGCGGGAAUGGUGGUGGCGACAACAGCAAUGGGAUGAUUAAAGGUGUGAAGCUGUGCUUAGCUUGCGACGUGGAUGCGAUGUUUUCCGCUGUUUUUUCUGGCGAUCGCAAACCAUAUAGCCCCGCGAAGUUUUUGUACAGCUGGUGGCAGCAUGCGUCUGACUUGGCAAGCUAUGAUCAGCAGGAUGCUCAUGAAUUUUUCAUUUCUAUGCUUGAUGGAAUCCAUGAAAAUGUGGAGAGGGAUCGAGGAAAACCCCCGAGUCCAGGCUUUGGGGGGUUUAUUAGGUCUAUGUACUUGCCUUAGGAGUUGAAAGUGCAAGUGUUAGGACUAAGUCUUCACCAACCUGCAGAUUUGAUCGUGUCAUCCUGCUUUUGCUCCUGACAUGGAGACUGCUGUAUUGCACACAGGGUAUUUUCCGGCAUCUUGCGGUCCGAUGUCAUGUGCAUGGCCUGUGGUUUCACAUCCACAACAUAUGACCCAUGUGUGGACAUCUCACUCGACUUGGAGCCUCACCAAGUGACAGCUCAUGGAAAGACAUCUGCUAAAUCUCAUCCAUCUUCCAAUAGUGAAGCAAACGGCUUCAGUUCGACCCAAAUCCCCACGACAUCUACCCUGAUUGGAUGUUUGGACCGCUUCACCCGACCCGAACGAUUGGGGUCCGACCAGAAAUUCUUCUGUCAACAGUGCCAAGUGAGUCAGGAAUCCCUGAAGCAGAUGUCGAUUAGAAAGCUCCCAUUGGUCUCCUGCUUCCACAUCAAGAGAUUCGAGCACUCUCACACUCGAAAAAUGUCGAGGAAAGUCGAUCGGUACCUGCAGUUCCCUUUCUCGCUGGACAUGGCACCAUAUCUAUCUUCUUCCAUUUUGAGGAGUCGAUUCGGGAACCGGGUCUUCUCAUUCGAAGGAGAUGAUGGAGAUGACGUGGCAGCAAACGAGAUGUCCUCGGAAUUUGAGCUGUUUGCCGUGGUGACCCACUCGGGAAAGCUGGAUGCUGGUCAUUAUGUCACGUAUUUGCGGCUGAGCAAUCAGUGGUAUAAAUGUGACGACGCAUGGAUUACCAGAGUGAACGAGAAUGUGGUGAGGGCUGCGCAGGGGUACAUGAUGUUUUAUGUGCAGAAGAUGCUUUAUUACAGAGCGAGUGCCCAGGUAUGCCCAUCGUGAUACUGGAUAUACUACCAGGCAAGCAUGGAACCAGUUUUUGAUGCUGGGGAAGUAAGCCAGCUGGCAAUGCCGAUGCACGACAUGGUCACAAUGACAGGCAUUCGACGCCAGUCGUCAGUUUGCUGAAGCGUGCAGAGUCUGGUCAAGGCUCAUUCUGCAUUACAGAAAAGAAUAAUCAAGCAAAUGGACUCUCUUCUUGAACACCUUCUACCGGGUGGUUCUGCUGGUGAUUUCGGCUAUUGGUUUUAGGGUUACAAUGGCAGUUGCAGCAAUGGAUUCGUGGAAUAUUGGCUUCCUUUUUUGCGUCGAACUAUUUCGUUCUUCGAUUUCCUUUGCCUAUUCUAUUCUGUUGGUUGAAGAAAGCAUUGUUUUGGUGGUGGUGGUGGUGGGAUCAUAGUGAUGAUGUAUUACUGGUUUUUGGGUUGCCUUUUGUAUCACCAUCAGGAUCCCCAUUGGGAGUGUAGUAGUAAACUACUAAACUCGAUAUAGAACGUUGAUAUGGCGACAGUUGAAAAAUACUCCAAAAUUGAUACCUAUAGCUGCUAUAAUCAUCAAAUUCUUCUUGUUACGUCGUAGAAGUGGAAAGAGAUGGCUUUCUGUAUAUAAGUUCCAAAUGCAG